Hyla sarda is the source of this 1608-nucleotide messenger RNA. It is a transcript of the gene MISO1, whose product is annotated as chromosome 3 C3orf33 homolog. The record is from RefSeq and is a predicted model, not a curated record. The transcript is spliced from 5 exons. NCBI's taxonomy places the organism in Eukaryota, Metazoa, Chordata, Amphibia, Anura, Hylidae. The coding region runs from base 162 to 893 and encodes 243 amino acids.
CGCUUCUCCUGUGCUGCUCUAUACCUUGGGGACGUUGCUGCCCCUAGUGUACAUGAGAUGUAACGCAGGUUCUUGGGCUCAUGUAUUAUACGUAGGUGCGUGCUACUCUGCUGCCCCCUGCUGCUUAUAAAGUGUAAUGCAGGGUGAGGAGUUUUGUAAACAUGGCGCCUAGUGACAGAGAGCCAGCAGAUAACGUGAUCUCUAAGGCUUCCCAGCUGCUGGAUUCGCACUUGCAUCUAGUCCGGAAUAUCAGCACAGGGCUGGCAGUAGUUGGCAUCGUUUUGUGCGCAAGAAGCAUUAGACUGCUAACAAAAUUUUCAAAAGCUAAAGACAUCCCCAAAGAAUUCAUAAAGAAGAAUGUGAAACUGCGUGGGAAAGUAGUGUGUGUGACUGAAGAAACUAUAGAAGUUGAUCACAUUCCGAUUAGUCUGCCUAUUCUUAGAUCUUUACAGAAGAAAUGGCAUGGGCAGGGCAGCCUGUUGGUCAGACUUGCUGGAGUAGAGUUAACGGAGAAUGGCAAGACGUGGUUAAAAAAUAAUCUUCAGCCCUCACAAAUGCUGUGGUUUCAGUUACUGAACAGAGAAGACUCAAUGCUAGACUGCUUUGUCUUCAUCAACAGGGGAGGAUUCUUCAAUGAUUGUGUGAAUGUGGUGCUACUAAAAGAAGGACUUGGAAGAACAGCUCAUAUUCGAGGCGUACAUCAGGGGACAGGACACUACUUUGCAUUUUACAAAAGACUACUGCAAGCGGAAGUCAAGGCUCAGAAGACCGGAAAAGGGCUCUGGGAACAAGAGAGCCAGCUACGGACUCUGACCAAUAAAAUUCUCAGUAAUAGUAUUAUUCAGCAUGUGAAGCAAUUCAUCCAUGUGAUGACAAAGUACUGGAGAAAAUGAAUAUCGUGACUCUUGUACGCAGAUGUUGUAAUUACUGUAGAAAGCCUGAUGGCAGUCGGCUGGGCAUGGCUGCAGUCUGACAUCUACACAAAUGCUGUACACACCUGAACAAUUCCUGCCUAGUGCUCCAUAAACCUCCAUGUGUACAUUCAUGGGAUGUGGAACCACAUUACUCCUUGUCACUGUUUAAUACUUAUAACUCUGUGUUUGUUUAUAAGACCAUACGGUUUAAUUAUGGUCUUCACUAUCAUGUUAUGGUUUCUGUUUUUGAUCAGGGUAUCUGUAUGCAAAUUGUCUGUCUUUAGCAGGACUUAUUUGAUGUAGCGUCUCCAUAAGUCAAUGUUCAACCCAAUAAAUAACCUAUAAACAUGGCUAGUGAUUUUAGCAACACUAGAAUCUCUGCAGAAAGAAGAAACCCCCACGUGUAAUGGAUUGGACACUGACUUAUAGGGAAGCUACGGUAUAUUCAAUGGGUGGUGCCAGAAUCCGUGUUCUUCCUACUAAAAGAGAGCUAAUCUGCAUACAUUUUCCCAGGGGGCAAUGCUUGUAAGACUUCCUACAUUCUUGUUAAAUCCAGGUCAUGGCAUACAUAGUGUUAAAUUAAAUGGUAUGUUCACCUUGGACAAGGCAGGUAGAGCAAGUGAUUACAGGGUCCAACAUCUAAGGCUGCUCUCACACUAUAUAAUUUCUCCGUUUUAAAGACCUGUUAUAAUGU